AUGGCUUUGCGAUUAGGGGAAUUAGUAGGGAACCUUCAUGGUGUCUUGACGGUGGGAGCAGUGGAAAAUCGUCAUCCGCUUGGAGUUUUGACUCCUGCUUUUCCCUUCUUUCCCAUCAACAUUGGUGUCCUUCCCCUGCUUGUCAUCAUGCUCCUCGCAGUACUCGGAGUAUUCAAGCUCUCACCAGUACGGGCCUCCCAAGAACUUCGUUUCUCCAAUCCUAAAGCCUCAACUUGCGAAGAUACGCCUGGCCGCGCACCAUUACCCUUCUACCUCGAGGUACCCUAUCAAUCAGUGGAGGCGCUGAGCGGCACAAAGAUGCACAACAAAGUGCGAAAUGACUUGCGUCUUUGGGGGGCGUUUCCAGGCGUUUGA
Messenger RNA from Neurospora tetraspora, 375 nucleotides. RefSeq lists its product as uncharacterized. The coding region runs from base 1 to 375 and encodes 124 amino acids. The record is from RefSeq and is a predicted model, not a curated record. The transcript has 2 exons. NCBI's taxonomy places the organism in Eukaryota, Fungi, Ascomycota, Sordariomycetes, Sordariales, Sordariaceae.